Drosophila ficusphila is the source of this 283-nucleotide messenger RNA. RefSeq lists its product as uncharacterized. The record is from RefSeq and is a predicted model, not a curated record. The transcript has 2 exons. Lineage: Eukaryota; Metazoa; Arthropoda; Insecta; Diptera; Drosophilidae. The coding region runs from base 25 to 240 and encodes 71 amino acids.
CCAACAUAGAGUAAACAUCUAAAAAUGGGAAACAAAAAGGAAAAGAUUAAGGACUGGAUCACGGCGGAACGUGUGGCUAUAUUCUUUGGCCUGCUGUCCACCUGUCUGAUUGUUGCUCUCGUAAUUGUGGUUGUCCACAGGGAUAAUUUGUGGAUAGAGUUGGACGAGGCCAAGCGGAAGUUGGAUGUGCUUGAGGACUACAUUCAAAGUUAUAUGCGAGUUAACAUGUCUUACAGAUAGUUAAAAGUAAAGGAAAUUUAAUAAACAUCCCUUGCAUAAUACA